Molecule: messenger RNA, 1521 nt
Organism: Condylostylus longicornis
Lineage: Eukaryota; Metazoa; Arthropoda; Insecta; Diptera; Dolichopodidae
Product: serine/threonine-protein kinase 16
Exons: 5
Coding region: 329-1393 (354 amino acids)
Biological process (GO): protein phosphorylation
Cellular component (GO): Golgi apparatus; cytoplasm
Molecular function (GO): protein serine/threonine kinase activity; ATP binding
Source: RefSeq, a predicted model, not a curated record
UUUAACGACGAGCUAAAGUAUUUUGUAUGAAGUUAACAUUCUCUUUAAUUUAGGAAGGCACCUUACUUAAACAGCUUAAAAAAUUAUACAAUAAAAACAUAAUAGACUUACUAGUUUAUAUUUGGUGGGUCUAUUGAAACUCCAACAUUCAUUUCACAAGAAAACAUUAUAAAAUUAAUAAAUAAACAUAGGAAAAAACAAUGAUUCAGAAGUGUCAUACCACCAGGGAGCUGCCAAAAUAUUAAAUAACAGCGUUACGAACUUUUGAUUUUUGUCAUUUUUGUUCAAACGAAAAUGAGAUUGACACUUCUGGUACAUAUAUAUAAGUAUGUACAUAAAAUGUAGUUUAGUUACUCAAAUAAUAUGUGACGUUAUUGAAAUAAAACUAGAUAAAAUUUUUUGCUAUUUAAGAGGUAUAAAAAUUGUAAUUUUUAAAAUGAAUAGCUUAGGAUGGACUAUUAUUUUCAAAACUGGAUGUUGGUGUGCUAAAGAAAAUAUUAAUAUAAAUGGAACGAGAUAUAUUGUGAAAGAAAGAUUAGCUGAAGGAGGAUUUAGUUUGAUUGAUUUGGUUGAAAAUUCAAUAACAAAAAAGAGUUAUGCUUUGAAACGGAUAUCCUGCCAUAGUAUUGAUGAUCAAAAUAUUGCGCUAAGAGAAAUUGAGAUUUGCAAAAAAGUUAAUUCUAAAAACGUUAUCAAAGUUAUUGAUUAUAUGUUAAAAGGUACCGCAGAUAUAGUUUUAAAUACGACUAGCCAAUUAUAUAUUGUUUUGCCUUAUUAUAAAAAUGGAUCUUUAGCUGAUAGUUUAACGGCACGUUCAAAAACGAAAGACUAUAUGAAUGAGUCGCAAAUUUUGAACAUAUUUCUUGGUACGUGCGAAGGUGUAAAAGCUCUACAUGAAGCUAAGCCAGAACCUUUAGCUCAUAGGGACUUAAAGACUGCGAAUAUUUGCUUGUCCGAUUCAUUUGAAGCGGUUUUAGUGGAUUUAGGAUCAGCAACAGAGGCUCGGGUACAAAUAUGUGGACAACAAGACGCGCAAAGGCUUCAAGAUUUGGCCGAAGAAAGGUGUUCUAUUGUUUAUAGAGCUCCUGAACUUUUUUCUGUACAAAGUUAUUGUACGAUUGAUGAAAGAACUGAUAUAUGGAGUCUCGGCUGUGUCUUGUAUGCGAUGUGUUUUUUCAAAUGUCCUUUUGAUAUUGUAUAUGAAAAAGGGGAUAGUGUAGCUCUAGCUGUGUUAAGCGGAAAUAUAAAUUUUCCGGAUGAUUCCAUAUAUAGCCAAGAUAUGCAAGAUCUUAUAUUAUAUAUGAUGAGAUUAAAUCCAAUGGAACGUCCUUAUAUAUACAGUGUUAUUGAAAAAGCACAAGAUGCACUUUCAAAAUUGGAAAACCGCUUAUAAUUCAAAUUUUCUUUAAAUACGUAUAUAUAUAUAUAUAUAUAUAUAUAGGUUUCAAAAAUAUUUUUAAUAUGUUUGGUUAAAUUGUAAAAUUGUCGUGUACAAAACAUUAAAAUAUGUAAGAUAAAAUA